This is a messenger RNA of Ipomoea triloba (trilobed morning glory), 1378 nucleotides long. RefSeq names its product rac-like GTP-binding protein ARAC1. The record is from RefSeq and is a predicted model, not a curated record. The transcript has 7 exons. The coding region runs from base 420 to 1013 and encodes 197 amino acids. Gene Ontology annotation, cellular component: cytoplasmic vesicle; nucleus; cytoskeleton. NCBI's taxonomy places the organism in Eukaryota, Viridiplantae, Streptophyta, Magnoliopsida, Solanales, Convolvulaceae. Gene Ontology annotation, molecular function: protein kinase binding; GTPase activity; GTP binding. Gene Ontology annotation, biological process: actin filament organization; establishment or maintenance of cell polarity; regulation of actin cytoskeleton organization.
ACUAUCCAAUCAGAGGCAUUAUGAGUACGGCUUGAUUGGCUGGCAGGGUAGACGUGGACGGAUAUUGGUUGGACGGCCGCCUCCCUCGCUCGUCCGUUAGCUCCUCCCUCAUCCAACGCUUCAACGGCAUUAUUUCCCGGCCAACACCCCUCCCUCCUUACUUUCUCUCUCUAGAUCUCGGAUCCCAACUCCCCCGAUUCCGCCAUUUCUCUUCUCUCUUGUCUCCGGCACUAGGGUUAGGGUUGCUCUCUUCGAGGCUCGCUGGUUUGCUGCGUGUUUUUGGUGCUUGAGCUGUUCGCCAGGGAUUGGAGAGGUUUUCAGAGGCGUAUGUGCGUCGAAAUUACGUGUGAAAACAUAGGUACAUUUUGAAUUCGGUUCAGGUCUUCUGAGGUGGUAGAAGAAGAUCUGAGGCUUUCAGGAUGAGCGCGUCCAGGUUCAUCAAGUGCGUCACGGUGGGCGAUGGUGCCGUUGGCAAGACCUGCCUCUUGAUUUCCUACACCAGCAACACUUUCCCUACGGAUUAUGUCCCAACUGUGUUUGACAAUUUCAGUGCAAAUGUGGUUGUCAAUGGGGCUACCGUUAACCUUGGGUUAUGGGAUACUGCAGGACAGGAGGAUUACAACAGACUAAGACCUUUGAGUUACCGUGGAGCUGAUGUUUUCAUUUUGGCAUUUUCUCUCAUUAGUAAGGCCAGCUAUGAAAAUGUUUCUAAAAAGUGGAUUCCUGAGUUGAAGCAUUAUGCCCCUGGUGUCCCAAUUGUUCUUGUUGGAACAAAACUUGAUCUUCGGGAUGAUAAGCAAUUCUUUGUAGACCAUCCUGGUGCUGUGCCAAUUACCACUGCUCAGGGCGAGGAGCUUAAAAAAUUGAUUGCUGCACCUGCCUACAUUGAAUGCAGUUCAAAAACACAGGAGAAUGUGAAAGGAGUGUUUGAUGCUGCCAUCAAAGUUGUGCUGGCACCACCCAAGGGGAAGAAAAAGAAGGCAAAGGGUCAGAGAUCGUGCUCGAUCUUGUGAUUUUGACGUCAGGGGCGCAGGAUCACUUACCACUAUUCUGUUGUUAUACCCUCCUUGGUGUCCUUUUCUGUUGUUUCCAAUUGCCUCAGAGGAAGUAGGAGGUCCUCCCUUGUCAAAGUGCUUGUGAUAUGGCCUUCCCAGUCAGUCUAACAAUUUUUUAAGUAAGCCAAGCGCACCUCGUCUUAGGCCACUCUGUCGUGCCCUCUCUCUCUCCAUUUUGAUUUGCUGUUGUUUUUAUGUAUUUAUGACUGUGAAACCAACCAUUCAGGGAGACAUCAUAUUUGUGCAGUGUUUGUUGCCUUUUUUCUAUAUUUGUUAUACAUUUCGAUUUCCUCAAUUCGUAAACCAUUUGUUAUUCUUCAUCA